Molecule: messenger RNA, 1682 nt
Organism: Mytilus trossulus (common blue mussel)
Lineage: Eukaryota; Metazoa; Mollusca; Bivalvia; Mytilida; Mytilidae
Product: heparanase-like
Exons: 11
Coding region: 150-1640 (496 amino acids)
Cellular component (GO): extracellular matrix; membrane
Molecular function (GO): hydrolase activity, acting on glycosyl bonds
Source: RefSeq, a predicted model, not a curated record
GUACCAUGUAUUGAAAGGUAACAUCAAAUACUGAUAUGUUAAAUUAUCCAUCGAUUCGGAAUCUAGAUCAUCUAGAAUUUCGACAAAUUUAGAAAAAAAGGAGUGACUGUCAGGAUAAGUAAUUAAAGAUAGCAAAACAGGAAAAAAGAAUGGAAUUUGGAUGGAAGCAGUUCUUUCUUUUGUCCUUUUUAAAUGCUGUGAUUGCAGCAGUCAACCUAAAGAUUGCCACCGACAGAGCUGUUCAGACUGUUUCAGAUAAAUUCCUGAGUAUUGCUAUAGAUACUGGUAUCAUCAGACAUAACUGGGAAAGGUUGAAUUUCAGCGCACCAAAGGUAGAGUCCUUAGCCAGAGCAUUGUCACCAUGUUAUCUCCGUGUAGGAGGGUCAGAGGCUGAUUUUAUGAAGUUUUCACCGGACACACACAAUGUCAGAUUCUACAAUCAAAGUGACCUCUAUAUGUCAGAUUAUUAUGAUAAUAAAUUUGUUAAUUUUACUAUGUUUUCAAAUCAAUGGGAUGAGCUGAAUCACUUUGUGUCAAAGGUUGGUUGGAAUCUGAUCUUUGACCUGAACUCAUUACUGAGAGAGGAUGGACAAUGGCUACCAGAUAAUGCCAAACAGCUGAUGGACUAUACUUCACAGAAAGGUUACAAAAUAAGUGGAUGGGAACUGGGCAAUGAGCCUAACUCAUACAAACACCAUAUUGGUUAUUCCAUCUCUGGUUCCCAGAGAGCUAAGGACUACAGUAAACUUCACAGUCUGUUAAACCAGUACCCACAGUGGAGAAAUAGUGUAAUAAUAGGCCCUAGUACCACACAGCUAUCAAAGACAUCAGCUGAGAAAUAUUUUACAGAAUUUUUACAAACAGGAGGACCAGAUAUUGUUACAAAUCCAACUUUUCAUCACUAUUAUAUAAAUGGAAGAGAAGCUACAAUUGACCAGUUCAUGGAUAUUGACAUCUUGAAUGGUUUAAUUCCUGAAAUAAAUAAAGGCAAUGAAAUAGCCAAACAUCCUCCCUAUGGGAAAACAUGGCUUGGUGAAACAGGAUCAGCUUAUGGAGGAGGUGCCCCAGGACUGUCUGAUACCUAUGUGGCAGGUUUUAUGUGGUUAGAUAAGCUAGGAAUAUCAGCAGUCGGUGGACUAGAUGUGUUAAUCAGACAAUCUUUUUAUGGAGGACAUUAUUCCAUUAUAGAUGACGAAACUAGUGAUCCAUUACCAGAUUAUUGGUUGUCAUAUAUGUAUAAAACUUUGGUUGGGAGAUUAGUAUUGAAUGUUACAGUUGACGACUCAGAAGGCUUAGUUAGAAUGUACUCUCAUUGUACUAAUGUAAAAAGGUCUAAUUAUACUGCUGGAAGUAUAACAGUAUACGGAAUGAAUCUUGGUGACGAAUUUAAAACAAUAAACUUCCCACAAUAUGGAGAUGAUGUCACACUGCAUGUAUAUGUAUUACAACCCCAGGAGGAGAGCUUAAAAUCACAGUCAGUAACACUGAAUGGAAGACAUUUAAAGUUGAAUGAAGAUUACACACUACCAAAUGUGUUAACACCUGUGAUAAAGACAGGGAAGGUAUCAUUCCCACCACAAUCAUUUGGAUUUAUCGUUCUACCAAAUAUUAAAGCUAAAGCUUGUCAGACUGCAAAUUGAUAUUAGUCAUUGGGAAUUUAUUUCAUACCUGCAACAGUGUCA